GCCUCUUCCCUUAGCCGUCACCAAUGAAGAAGAAUCAGUAGAAAAUGGUAAUCGAAAACCCUAAUUACUCGAAGUCUCGAACUGUAAUGCUCCUCCGCCGGGAAAAUUCCAGUCACCCGAACCAUUUAUCGGAGUAAAGUGAUCGAUUGAUGAUGAGUCUCGUAAUUUCUGUUGAAAUUUGAGUUUUCUAUGAUUUUUUCGCUAUGUUUCGACUUUGUUUCGGCCGCGAUCGACAGUUUUUCAUUUCUUUCGUCCGUUUAUCAUUUCCGGCGAGCUGAAAUCCAAGGAAUUCAAGUCAACAAUUGGAUUGCAAAUGUUGCGAGCAUCUUGCUAUGAUACGAUCGACUUUCAUCCGCCCUAAAAUCUCAGCGAAAGGGAUGUCAGAAUGUUACUUAUUAGGAAAGGAAAAUUGGAUACUGUGUUAAUGCCUCUGAAGCAUUGGGUUACUUUGCAGAAUGUGCAGCUUAGGAGCAAAAUUAACCAAGUAUUCUCUAUGCUCUGCUCUUAAUUCUUGUGCCAAAACACAUAAUUUGUUCUUGGGUUUACAAAUUCAUGCCCAAAUUGUCAAAAUUGGAUUUGAAGAGAACUUAUUUUUGAACAGUUCACUUGUUGAUUUAUACUCCAAAUGUAAUGCCAUUGUGAAUGCCAAAAGGGUCUUCUCUCAUAUGAAGACUCAUGACCAAGUAUCUUGGACUUCUAUAAUAUCAGGGCUCUCUCAAAAUGGGUGUGGGAGUGAAGCCAUCCUGAUGUUUAAGAAUAUGUUGGUAACUCAAGUUAGACCCAAUUGUUUUACUUAUGCCACUGUUAUUAGUUCAUGCCUAACUUUGAAGGAUGAACUUCAGAUUCAUCUUGCAACUUUGCUUCAUGCUCAUGUUAUCAAACUUGGUUUUACUUUUAGCAAUUUUGUAAUUAGCUCUACUAUUGAUUGUUACUCUAAACUAGGAAGAGUACAAGAAGCUGCUCUGCUCUUUUAUGAGACAACGGUGAAGGAUAAUAUCAUAUUUAAUUCUAUGAUAUCAGGGUAUUCUCAAAACUUGUAUGGGGAAGAGGCAUUAAAACUGUUUGUAGAAAUGAGAGCUAGUAAUUUGAGCCCAACUGAUCAUACAUUAACUAGUGUUUUAAAUGCUUGUGGGUGUCUAACAGUACUCGAACAAGGAAGGCAAGUUCACUCUCUAGUUACAAAAAUGGGAUCAGAAAAUAAUGUGUUCGUAGUCUGUUCAUUGCUAGAUAUGUAUUCGAAGUGUGGUAGUGUGGACGAAGCCUUUUUUUUAUUCAAUCAGACGUUAGAAAAGAACAGUGUCUUGUCGACAUCGAUGAUAAUGGCUUUUGCUCAAUGUGGUAGAGGCUCAGAAGCAUUAAAGCUCUUUGAGAGUUUGUUGACUGAAGAAGGUUUCUUGCCUGAUCAUGUCUGUUUUAAUGCAGUUUUAACUGCCUGUAAUCAUGCAGGAUUACUAAACGAGGCAGUUGAAUAUUUCAAUAAAAUGAGCUGUGAAUACAGAUUAGAUCCUCAAAUUGAUCAUUAUGCUUGUUUGAUUGACCUCUAUGCCAGAAAUGGGCAUGUAGAAAAAGCCAAGCAAUUGAUGGAGCAAAUGCCUUACGAAUCCAAUUACGUAAUGUGGUGUUCCCUCUUAGGUGCUUGCAAAGUUCAUGAAGAGGUUGAGCUUGGGAGGGAGGUGGCAUAUCAAUUAAUCGAGAUGGAUCCAAGUAAUGCUGCACCCUAUGUAACGCUUGCUCAUAUUUAUGCUAGAGCUGGUUUAUGGACACAGUUGGGUGAGAUUAGAAAAGAGAUGCAACAAAAAAGGGUAAGGAAAAGUGCAGGGUGGAGCUGGAUUGAGAUAGAUAAGAAAAUUCAUGUCUUCUCAGUUGGUGAUGCUGCUCAUCCUAAAUCAUGUGAAAUUUAUUCAAAACUUGAUCAACUGAAUUUGGAUAUGAAAGCAGCUGAACAUGCAUCAAAAGCACUUGAAUAUGAUGUUGAGUGUUAAUGUCAAUGGUGGAAUAGAGUUAUUGUUUGAACUUCUGAUAGACUUAGUUGGAAAUGAGAAUCCAAGCGAUUCAUAUUUGCAGUGAAUUCUUGGAUGAGUGAUGAUGAUAUUUGUUUAGGAUAGUGGGAUUGUUAAUGUAAGUAUGUAAUGUGAUGAAUGAGUGAUUCAAUCCAUUUUCAGUCACACAUGUUCUUUGCUUCUAUUAUUAGGAUAGUUUGACUGAAGCAGUCAUAUUUGUUUAAGUUGUGUUUGAAACGAUAUUGGCCUUCAUACAAGGCGGACUGUCUCGACGUGCUGCUGGUGUUGUAUGUGCAUAAGGUUGUAAAUUACAAAUAUUGUCAUCAGGAUUGAGUUUCUAGCUCUUAAAUA
Molecule: messenger RNA, 2351 nt
Organism: Benincasa hispida (wax gourd)
Lineage: Eukaryota; Viridiplantae; Streptophyta; Magnoliopsida; Cucurbitales; Cucurbitaceae
Source: RefSeq, a predicted model, not a curated record